UCGGGGAUGGUUUAUUCUGUUGGUGGUCUCAAAAGGUACUCGAGUUAGUGGCAGUGUGACAGCUCCUGGGUGAUCCGUCCGAUUUGUGAUAUAUGGUCUAGUGAAGGAUUCAUAGAAUCAAAGAAUUAAUUAGAUCAUCGAGCGAUUGGAGUGCGAAUGAAAGGAUCAAACGGUCAUUCGAAUGCAGUGAACUGUGAUACCGGUUAAAAGGAUAUUGACGCAGAAGUGAAAACGUACACGAGAACAAGGAGUAGGUGGUUGCUGUUGACAGAGAAAAUCGCAAUAGUGUAUGAAUGAAGUUCGGGAAUGAAAUUCGUGCUACUGAAAACUCAAAUUGUCAUUAAUCUGUAACCUGCGCUGUUGGAAGUGUGGCGAAGGAAUAUUGAAUAUGGACUGUGAACAAUUGAGAGCUAAAGUUUAGUUAUUACAAGAACUGAUUGCUGACAAUCUGAAGUAAGAUUGUAAAGCUGAUCAAUAUUCGAGUUCAGACCACGGAAUAAAUAUUCUCCAAAUUUGACUGUGAUAUAAAGUGCUGUGAACCAACAACUUAAGGCGAAACUAUAAAAUAGUCAACAAACAUCACGCAGAAAUCAUCGCAAGGAUUGUGAUAAUAACCCUACAUCUUAACCCACCGGAUUCACCUGCAUCGAUUUGCUGUUGAUCAACUCUGAGCAAAGAGUAAAAAUGUGGAAGUACAUCAUCAUCUUGUCAGUUUUCGGAAUUUAUCUUCUGAAACAUCGUCAGAUCACUGGGCAAGUGAUCGGCUACGAGCCCGAUGUGGAUUACCCUGCGUACGAGCGAAUUCCUUCUGGACUCUCCUUCCGGUGUUCUGACCGACUGCCGGGAUACUACGCGGACGUUGAAACGCGUUGCCAAAUUUGGCACUGGUGCCUUCCGAAUGGAUACAUGUUCUCGUUCCUAUGUCCAAACGGAACAGUGUUCAAUCAAGCAUUCCGAGUGUGCGACUGGUGGACCAAUGUGAACUGCGGCGAGUCGGAAGGAUUGUACGAUAACAACAACGAACUCUAUCGGGACGUGGAGGGAAACCUGAUAGCCGGAUAGUUCCUACAGAGAGAUGAUCGAUUAUGGUAUAAUUUAUUUUUUGUUAAGUUUUUGUUCUCCGCUUAACUGUACAGAAAAGUUUGUUGAUCAUAUCCUAUUUUAGUCGUAGUAUGAUGACAAAAAAACAUGUUAGAAGCACUAUCCGAUUGUUUUAGAAUCAUAGUAAUAUAUUUUAAAAAUUUACUAUUGAACGA
Toxorhynchites rutilus septentrionalis is the source of this 1256-nucleotide messenger RNA. RefSeq names its product U-scoloptoxin(01)-Er1a. Gene Ontology annotation, molecular function: chitin binding. The transcript is spliced from 3 exons. The record is from RefSeq and is a predicted model, not a curated record. Gene Ontology annotation, cellular component: extracellular region. The coding region runs from base 685 to 1062 and encodes 125 amino acids. Lineage: Eukaryota; Metazoa; Arthropoda; Insecta; Diptera; Culicidae.